Molecule: messenger RNA, 1380 nt
Organism: Annulohypoxylon truncatum
Lineage: Eukaryota; Fungi; Ascomycota; Sordariomycetes; Xylariales; Hypoxylaceae
Exons: 1
Coding region: 1-1380 (459 amino acids)
Source: RefSeq, a predicted model, not a curated record
AUGACGAAACUAGGGUUUAGCGGGUCCCGGGACCGUGGACUGGGAGAGGAGCGUGCGAGGUACAAACGAACGCGUGGGGGAGAGGAUGGGGGUGAAAGAGGUGGGAAACGUGUUAGGAGGGAAUAUGACGGUGACGAAUAUGAUUAUGAAGAGCGCGGAUCGCGACGAAGAUCUGUGUCGUCGCGGGACGAGGCGCGGGAGACCCGACGUCGGAGUCGCGAUAGGUAUCGGCAUCAGCAUUCUGGAGGCGACUACGCGUCACAGUUGAAAUCUAAAUCGACCAAUUCUCCGCAUAGAGAAAGGAGAGAACCAGACCAUCCGAGUCGCGUUGCCGAAUACUCGCCUUCGGCAUCCUCGACCCGUCACCAUCAUCACUCGCAUCACCGCCACCAUCAUCAUCACCAUCACCGACACCGCUACCCCUCGAUACAUUCUAGUCGCACUCCGGACGAAUUGCCUUUCGGCGCGCGGCCGCUAGUCCGCUCCGACCUCGACGCGUUUAAGCCGCUUUUCGCGCAGUACCUCGAAGUGCAGAAGAACAAGGAUGUUACGGCGAUGGACGAGCGGGAAGUCAGAGGUCGCUGGAAGAGCUUCGUCGGUAAGUGGAAUCGCGGCGACUUGGCCGAGGGCUGGUACCGGCCCGAGACGCUGGAAGAGGCUAGGGAGAGCGGGUUUGGUGCUGGCAUGCACACACAUAUCGCAGAACAAGAGGAUGGUGGCAACGCUAGGAAAACACUACUACCCUCGUUAGGCGAACGGAGUCAAGGCCGCGCACACGAAGACGUCGACGGUCCAGCGCUCUCGGAACACCCCGAUUCUGAGUCUGAGUCUGAGUCUGACUCCGACUCCUACGGGCCAACCCUGCCCCCAGGCUCAACUGCAAACACAAAUACAAACGCGAACGCCAAACACGGUCCCGGCAUCCCCAGCCUGCAAGACCUAUCCCUACGCCGCGAAAACGCCGCAGAGGAGCGGGACCAACGCGUGGCUGACCUACGUCUCGAGCGCCGCCUCGACCGCAAGCAGCAGCGCGAACAGCUCGAAGAACUAGUUCCCCGCGCCGAGCCCGGCACGCGCGAGCGCGCGCUGGAGAAGAAGCGCGAGGUCGGGGAUAAGAUGCGCGCUUUUCGGGAGCGGUCCCCGGGUGUAGGGGAAGUAGGGGAAGCCGAGUUGAUGGGGGGAGGGGAUGGGGAUGCGUUGGCGGAGUAUAAGAGGUUGAAGGGGUUGGCGGAGAGGAAGAGGACGGAGAGGGAGGUUAGGAGGGAGGAGGAGGAGAGGGCUAGGGAGGCGGAGAGGGAGGAAAGGAGACGGGUUUGGAGGGUUCGGGAGGAGGGGGUUAUGGAGGGGUUGAGACGGAUUGCUAGGGAGAGGUUUGGGUGA